AUGACGAUCCUAAUUGACCAUCUGUCUUAUCUCAACCGUAUACUCGGAGAAUUCUUCAUGAACAACGAGACACCCUCAGAUUCUCACACACGAAUGCGAAGCGAGCAAAUGUCUUGUCUACUCGACCUCCCCUACACCAAUACCAUGGAUAACCUACUUGCGGCUUGGAUCCCUGGUGUCCAGUGGGUGACCAUCGUUGUCCUCCGAUGGCGCUUAGCAUCUUUCGAGCCUAAAAACCCGAAGACACCGAAAGGAGCCGAUGCUUUGUCUUGCUAG
Molecule: messenger RNA, 276 nt
Organism: Penicillium arizonense
Lineage: Eukaryota; Fungi; Ascomycota; Eurotiomycetes; Eurotiales; Aspergillaceae
Exons: 3
Coding region: 1-276 (91 amino acids)
Source: RefSeq, a predicted model, not a curated record